Messenger RNA from Ostreococcus lucimarinus CCE9901, 1146 nucleotides. RefSeq lists its product with no specific name. The record is from RefSeq and is a predicted model, not a curated record. Gene Ontology annotation, cellular component: cytosol; nucleus; tRNA methyltransferase complex. Gene Ontology annotation, biological process: RNA (guanine-N7)-methylation. The transcript has a single exon. Gene Ontology annotation, molecular function: protein binding; tRNA (guanine(46)-N7)-methyltransferase activity. NCBI's taxonomy places the organism in Eukaryota, Viridiplantae, Chlorophyta, Mamiellophyceae, Mamiellales, Bathycoccaceae. The coding region runs from base 1 to 1146 and encodes 381 amino acids.
AUGGAUUCAGACUCCGAGGACGCGUACGGGGGGUACUCGAGCAGUUCGAGCGAGGACGUCGUCAAGCGGAUGAAACGUUUGCGAACUCGACCGCUGGGAACGUGCGAGAGGAUCGCGUUGACGGAUGACGAUAAACCACACGUGGGGAGCAUCAGAGCGUUUCGCGCCAGCGCGGAUGGGAAGUGGUUCAUCACCGCUGGGGACGAUAAGUUGGUCAAACUGUGGAGCGUGGACGGUUGGCGAUGCGCGCGCACGAUUUGUGGCUCCAAGAAAAUUUCGUCCGCGUGCUUCACGCCAGAUUCCAAGCAUUUCAUAUUCGCAGACAAGUUCGGCGAGGUACACGCGUGUGAGAUAGGUUCAGAUAAAGAGCCCGUGUUGAUGUUGGGACAUUGUUCGACAAUCAUCACCGACGUCGAGUGCGUCGAGGGCGGAGACCGCGGGUACUUGCUCACGGCGGAUCGAGAACACAAGACGCGCGUCAGCGUGCUUCCAAAGCCUGAAGACCGCACUCGCUUCAGCGGUUCGGCGCCAGAGAUUCAAUCGUUUUGCUACGGUCACAGUGCAUACGUGUCUUGCGUUCGACCGAUUGUUCAGCCCGCGCGAAAGAAGAAGACUUGGAAGUCGACGAAGGAUGUCUUUCUCACCGGCGGCGGCGACGCCUCGGUGCGCAUGUGGGACGCGACGACGGGGAAAGAGACGGACCCACACGGCGCGAUCGAGUUCCAUCGGGGUGAAAUCUGCGAUAUCGCCACUCGCGCGGAGGGAACACACGUCGCGGUGGCGAUUGAAAACAAAAAGGCGCUCGCCGUCGUGCAUCUCACCGAGUUUCGAGGCGUGCCGAAACUUUUCCUCGUCGGAUUCGGACCGGAGUGGACUGAAUCACCGCAAUCGAUUAAAUUUGAUAGAAACAUGGUUUUGUGGGGUACGGGCGUGCGCGCGAAUGAGGAUGGCUCUAAUACCGCCGUAAUCAUGCGCGAAGGUACCGUCGUCGACGGAUUGGAGUUGACGCUGAGCGCGGAGGAGAGCUCGGGGACGACGCGUAACGCGCAGCUACGCAAGAGAGAGAUCACAGAUCAGGAGCGACAUGAACGCAAGAAGAAUCGGAAAGACAUGCAGUUAAAGGCGGCGAACGUAGAAAAGAAGUGA